AUGUUACAGAUUAUAUUCUACGUUUCUGCACAUGCCAUAUACAAUAUAUACUUCCACCCGCUUGCAAAGUUUCCUGGUCCAAAAUUAGCUGUCAUUUCAAACAUCUUCUAUGCAAGAACAGUAGUCAGUGGAAAUUCGGUAAAGACCAUGAAAGCUCUCCAUGAGAAAUAUGGAGAUGUGGUUCGUUGGUCUCCUGAUGAGCUUUCUUUCUCUUCUGCAGCGGCCUGGAAAGACAUUUAUCUCCCACAAAAAUCUAGAGAAAUUUUCUUGAAGGAUCCCAAGUUCUAUGUAAUUGAUGAUGAACUUCGGGCAAAACAAAUUGCCAAUAUCUUAGACCCUGAAGAGCACGAACGAGCUAGAAAGGUGCUCUCCCAUGCAUUCUCACCGAAGGCUCUCUUGGAACAAGAAGACAUCGUUCUGAAAUACGCAAACAUGUUAAUGAUUGCUAUCCAAGAGGAGUCUCGCAAGGGACCAAUUAAUUUUAUCGACUACUAUAACUGGGUCACUUUUGAUGUGCUCGGGGAACUCGCAUUCAGCGAAGCCUUCGGCUCUGUCAGAAAUAGAAAGACCGAUUCCUGGAUCGCCACCAUACUUCAAGCAAUCAAGUUUGGUGCCUACGACUCUGCAAUCUUCCGUCUCUCCCCACGAGUCUGGAAAAUCAUGCCCUAUUUCAUCCCUUCUAAAAUUACCACAGAGGCACUCAAUCACGUGAACCAAUCCAAAGCCAAAAUCCUCGCCCGGAUGGAGAAGGGAGAUUUAGAGCGUCGAGAUUUCUGUUCUUAUCUCUUUGAGAAAAAAGAGGAGCUCGGAUUAACAGAUUGGAAUUUGGCGGGAUACGCUAAUGUUCUUAUUAUGGCGGGGAGUGAAACUAGUGCGGCGCUUUUGAGUGCGUUGACGUAUUAUCUUUGUAAGACUCCUGAGGUAUACCAGAGGUUGAAGGUUGAAGUAAGGGGGAGGUUCGAGACUGCGGAUGAGAUUACGAGUCAGAGGGCCACGUUUCCGUAUUUGACUGCGGUUAUUCAAGAGGCAUUGAGAAUUUUCCCGCCCUCACCAAUUGCGCCGCCGAGAAUAACUCCAAAGGAUGGUGGGAUAGUAGCUGGUGUCUUCGUACCUGGAGGAACAACAGUCGGCGUCCACAUGUGGUCCGUUACACAUAAUCCAAAUAACUUCAAAGACCCAUAUGCUUUCCGUCCAGAACGUUGGCUUGAUCCAAAUUGCACCGAUAAUCUGAGUGCCAGCCAACCCUUUCUCAUUGGUCCACGAGCUUGUAUGGGACAAAACAUGGCCUGGAUGGAACUCAGGAUCUUGAUUGCGAAAUUGGUUUUCUUGUUUGAUUUUGAGCUUGCCGAUAAUGAUUUAGAUUGGGACCGAGAUUGCGCUUGUUUUCGUCUUUGGCAGAGGCCGGAUUUGUGGACCAAGGUUACAAUGAGAGAAGAUUUAUAA
This is a messenger RNA of Hyaloscypha bicolor E, 1443 nucleotides long. Its product is annotated as cytochrome P450 ClCP1. NCBI's taxonomy places the organism in Eukaryota, Fungi, Ascomycota, Leotiomycetes, Helotiales, Hyaloscyphaceae. The record is from RefSeq and is a predicted model, not a curated record. The transcript has 8 exons. Gene Ontology annotation, molecular function: iron ion binding; heme binding; oxidoreductase activity, acting on paired donors, with incorporation or reduction of molecular oxygen. The coding region runs from base 1 to 1443 and encodes 480 amino acids.